Messenger RNA from Condylostylus longicornis, 1941 nucleotides. RefSeq lists its product as uncharacterized. Bases 155 to 1015 code for a protein of 286 amino acids. Gene Ontology annotation, cellular component: membrane; SNARE complex; endomembrane system. The record is from RefSeq and is a predicted model, not a curated record. Gene Ontology annotation, molecular function: SNARE binding; SNAP receptor activity. NCBI's taxonomy places the organism in Eukaryota, Metazoa, Arthropoda, Insecta, Diptera, Dolichopodidae. Gene Ontology annotation, biological process: vesicle-mediated transport; intracellular protein transport; vesicle fusion. The transcript has 3 exons.
UUUCAAUUCAGUCAUAAAAAGUCAGUCGUCAUUCUUUUAAAUGAUUUGUUGAAUAGCUUAAAAAGAAAAAAAAGUGAUUUUAUUUUUAUUAAUUUAAUUUGUACUUGGUUCUUUUUUCAUAGGGAAAGAAAGUGUAAUUGAUUCUUUGUUUAAAAUGUCACGUGGAUUAUCGAGCCAACAGCAAAUGCCGCGAGAUUAUGGAGCAACAUCCAGCAGCUCGAAUGCUAUAACAUCAAUACCUGAUGUAAACUUUUCCGGAUUCAGUCCAACAGAAUUUAUGGCGUUGAAUGAAGCGAUUGGAAAAAAUAUUACAACAAUUAAAUUUAAGACAAAUUUAUUGGUCCGUUAUAAUCGGGGAAUAUCUUCUGGUCGCGCAGAUAAAGAUAAAGAUAAAGAUAAAGAUAGUAUUGAAACAGCACAAAAAAUGCAAACUGAUACAAAUCUUCUAAUUGAACAAACACAAAACGAUUUAAAAACUUUAACGAAUGUUGUAAGACGUGGCGAUAAAUAUCAUAAACUUCAAUUGGAGAAGUUAACAACUGAUUUUGUUAUUGUUGUUGAAAAAUAUUCGAAGGCACAGCAAACUAUUGCAACAAAAAGGAAACAACUUUUAGCCUUAUCACAACAAGAUGAACAAAAUUCUGAAAAUAUGAGUGAAUCGGAUAGGCAGCAACUUAUACAGCAGCAAAAAGAAUUAGGAAGAGCUUUAAAAUUCGAACAAGAAAUCCAGUAUGAACGUGAAGAAGAAAUUAAAAAAAUUGAAGGAGUUCUGCUGGACGUAAAUAAAAUAAUGAAGGAUAUAAGUGUAAUUGUGAAUAUGCAAGGGGAACAAAUAAAUACAAUUGAAGUGGAAAUUGAUAAUACUGCAGCAAAUGUUGAAGAAGCCGCAUCUGAGUUGCAAAAAGCUUCUGCUAAUCGUCAAAGCUAUCGACGUAAAAUAUUAAUUUUGUUAAUUAUUGCUGUGAUAAUAGGUUUAAUUGUAACUGCAAUCGUUGUUUCUAAAUUGAAAAGUUAAUUAAUAUUUUUUCCCUUAUUAAUGUAAUUAUUACAUUUCGACCAAAUUUCUAACUUAUAAAAUUAUUACUUUGUCACCUAUUUUUUAAUAUUUUAAUUUUUUUUUUUUGCAUUCAUACAUAUAUAUGGUUUUCAUUCACAUAAAAAGCAAUUUCCAUUAUCACAUUUUUGUUUAGAGAAAAUUGAAUAGGAAACGUACGUAUUACGAAUAUAUUAACAAUUGAUUUAAGGUGGACUACGUAAAAUUGUAUAAAUCAUAAGAAUAAAUGUAUAAUUUAUUGUGAUAGGUACAUAAUUUAUGAAAAAAAGAUUCAGUACUAGAAAACUCAAAAAUUAAAUCCCAAAAAACAAAAGUUUUGUAAGAAGUUUAGAAAAUAGUGUUAAAACAUUAUAAAGAAAUUGACAAUUUAGAGAAAAAAAAAGAGUCGAAAAAAUUUUACUUUUUCUGUAUUAGAAUUUGCUGUUCAUGAUAAAAAAUUUUUGCUUUUAUUAUUAAAAUUGCAUUUUUGUAUAUUGAAAAUUAUAGAAUUGCUUUUAGCAAUUUGUAAUUAACCUGAAAGAUUAGUAAAUAAAGCAAUUUUGCUUAAGUGAGUAAUUGCGAGUAAUUUUUAUUGAAUUUUGCUUUACUGAAUUUUCUUCUGUGGAAUAUUUAAAAUGAUAAUAAUUAAUUCUACAUUUAAAAAAAUUCGUACGCAAUUUAAAGGUUCAUAAUAUUGUUAUAAAAUAUGUCAAUAAACCCAGAAGAGUAUUAUAUAGCAAAGUUUCAUUACAACAGAAUAUUUAUUGCAAACAUAAUUUCCUUAAUUUUUAAUGCUAAAAAAAAAAUACCAAACUAAAUAGAAUCAAUAUCAAUUUUUUGUCAGUUUUUAGUAAUGCAUAUUAUAUUAGAAAUUUAAUCCUAUAUUAGAAAAAAAAAGAUAAUUAUAA